Molecule: messenger RNA, 519 nt
Organism: Raphanus sativus (radish)
Lineage: Eukaryota; Viridiplantae; Streptophyta; Magnoliopsida; Brassicales; Brassicaceae
Product: stress-induced protein KIN2
Exons: 3
Coding region: 19-294 (91 amino acids)
Source: RefSeq, a predicted model, not a curated record
CGCCUAUAAAUACAAACCAUGAGCUCAUAUAUCUCCUCAUCAAUCAAAAACAAAAAACAUUCAAUAAUAAAUAAAUAUAUCGUUUUUAAAAAAAAAAUGGCAGACAACAAGCAGAGCUUCCAAGCCGGUCAAGCCGCUGGUCGUGCUGAGGAGAAGACUAAUGUGCUGGUGGACAAGAUCAAGGUUGCUGCUACCUCAGCUGGAGCUUCUGCGCAAACCGCGGGGCAGAAGAUAACAGAGGCUGCAGGAGGCGCUGUUAAUCUUGUGAAGGAGAAGACCGGCAUGAAGAAGUAGCCCAUUCGAGCAUAAAACUGGGAGUUAUAGUAUCCCUUUUUAAAAAAAUUAAUCGUUGUGGUUUUAAAUAAAAAUUGGGUGUUCUAAUUAAUUCUCAUCUUCAUCGUAGUUGUUGUUGUUGUUGUUGUUGUUAGUGUUUGAAUUAAUGCUUUCUCCCUUUUAGGUGUAAGUUUGGAUGUUUAUGUAUUUAAUUUCCCGCUAAUGAACAUCUGAUUUAAGCUCCAA